This is a messenger RNA of Schistocerca piceifrons (Central American locust), 1611 nucleotides long. RefSeq names its product cilia- and flagella-associated protein 45-like. The transcript is spliced from 8 exons. Bases 1 to 1611 code for a protein of 536 amino acids. NCBI's taxonomy places the organism in Eukaryota, Metazoa, Arthropoda, Insecta, Orthoptera, Acrididae. The record is from RefSeq and is a predicted model, not a curated record.
AUGGGCGUUACUGUGGAAGAUGACGUUUGUCCAAAGAAAGAGGAAGGUGGGCAGAAGGAGAACGAAGACGGCGCUCAGGCGGAACAGCUAGACAUCCCACAGCCCGGAGUUCUGAAGCUGGAGAAGAUGCGCAUCGUGACUCCAGACUACGUCCGUGAGAUCACCGUGCCCAGGGCCAAGAGUUCCCCCGAGGCGCCGCUGAUGCAUGCUGGCGACUUCCAGAGACUGCGGGCCCAGGCCAAGGUUCUGACGCUCGAGGAGAGGAAGGCGCUGUUGGACGAGAAGGAACGGAUGAAGGAGAAACUGCUGAGCGAGAGCCAGGCCAGGAAGGACCAGAUGAAGGAGUGGGAGCAGCAGCGCCAGCAGGACCGCAGGCUCAACGACCUGGAGAGAGAUGCUCGCAAGAGAGCGACUACGCUGCUGAAACACGCGUUCGAGCUGCGCCAGGAGAGCGAGACCGAGGUCCAGAAGGCCAACCGGCUCAUCCUGAGCACCCGCUGCCACGCGCUCCGCGACGCACAGGUGCAGAGCAACAUCAUCCGCAGGCGGGAGGUGGAGGCGGAGGAGGCGCGGCUGGACCAGAUGAUGGAGCAGGAGCGGCAGCGAGCGCUGCGCGCCGAGGCGGAGCGGUGCCAGAGGCAGGCCGAGCGUACACGCGACCACGUGUCCAGCCUGCUCACGCAGAUCCGCCAGAACGAGGAGCUGCGCCAGCUCGAGGCCCAGAAGCGCGCCGACGAGAGCCGGCGGAUCAAUGAGGCACAGAUGAAGUUACAGCUGGAAGAACUGGAGGCACUGCGCAAGAGGACUGCUGAGCAGCAAGCAUCGCGGAUCAAACUGGCAGAGCUCAAUGAGCAGCUGCUGCGCUCGAAGAAGGAGGCACUCGAGGAGCAGCGUGAUGCAGACCGCAAGGUUGAAGAAUAUAUGCGUCGAAAGGCAGAGCGUGAAGCAGCUGUCGAGGAAGAACUACGACUGCAGCGGCUGGCCAGAGAACGUGAGAUAGCACAACUGCGGACAAUGCAGGAGCGUGCUCAGGGGCUGGAGGCAGAGCAGGAUGAGAUGAAGGCCCAGAGAGCACAGGAUGAGGUCGAACGAGAAUGGCGCAGAAAGGAAUUAGAAGCAGCUCGUAGGAAAGCUAAAGAGGAGGAUGAUCUGAAGAAAGCACGGGCAGAACAAAUGCUUGACAGGAGGAGAACUAUAGCACUUGAAAUAGCCAGAGAGAAGAGAGAGUUUGAACGCAUUGUAAAAGCACAGAGAGAAUGGCAAGAAGAAGAUGAAAGACAGGACAGAAUGAAAAAGGAAGAGGCAAUCAAACACAGACAAGCAGUCAUUAAACAAAUACAAGAAAAGGAACAGGAACGCAUCAGACAGAGACAAGAGCUUUUCAAGGAAAUAGAAAUUCUGAAGGAAGAAGAAAAGCGCUGUGAACGUCAUAUAAAAGAAACCAUGAUGCGGAAAGUGAGGGAAUUAAGGUACGGCAAUCCAAAUUUUGAUUCCUUAACAAAACUAUAUCUAAAUAAGGUACUCAUCCUAGUAAUAUAUUUCAGGAAGGAUAAGCUACCUGAAGUUUACAUCAAGGAAGUUGAAAGACAACUGAAGCUUGUCAAAGAGUAA